CUUACAUGAUUUUUUCUGAUAUCCCCAAAAUACCCCUCUUAAAUUUUGCAGUAUUUCCUUUCUCUGGUUCCCUCUUCUGUUUCUUCUCCGGUUCACUCUCCUCUCCGAUCUCCUCCCUGCUUAGUCGAACCGCUCUACAGUAUCCGCAGGACUCCGUCUUGUGCGAAUCUAGGACGGUUAAGAACACUUGGCAUCUCUUGAAUAAACUAUGGCUUGCUCUGAAUCUGGCGGAGAAGAAAGGGAACCAACACAAGCCAAUGCUUCUCCGAGGAAGCCACGGAUUCUACUUGCUGCUAGUGGAAGUGUAGCUGCCAUAAAGUUCGGUAACCUCUGCCAUUCUUUUUGUGAAUGGGCUGAAGUAAGAGCCAUUGCCACAAAAGCAUCCUUGCAUUUCAUUGAUAGAGCAGCACUUCCCAAAGAUGUAAUUCUUUACACAGAUGAUGAUGAAUGGUCCAGUUGGAACAAAAUAGGUGAUAGCGUGCUUCAUAUUGAGCUACGCCGUUGGGCUGAUGUCAUGGUUAUUGCCCCAUUGUCAGCAAACACCCUAGCCAAGAUUGCUGGCGGUUUGUGUGACAAUCUACUCACCUGUGUUGUGCGAGCAUGGGACUACAACAAGUCUUUGUUUGUUGCACCAGCCAUGAACACCUUGAUGUGGAAGAAUCCCUUCACAGAGCGACAUCUCAUGUCCAUUGAUGAACUUGGAGUUUCGCUCAUCCCACCUGUCAAGAAGAGGCUGGCUUGUGGGGAUUAUGGGAAUGGUGCAAUGGCUGAGCCUUCUGUGAUCUAUUCUACCGUAAGACUAUUCUAUGAGUCGCGAGUUCAACAAGGUGGCAGUAGUGUUCAGUCUGCUGGAUCGUAAAGUCGCCAUAUUGGGACUUGAUGACAGUAUUUAAUUAGGGUCGGCGUCUGUAAAAUGCUACUUACAUGUGGUUCUUCAGUAUUCAAACUAGCUAACGAAACUGCAACUCUUAUAAUUUAUGUGGAUCGAGGUUUGGCCUGUCAUUGGUUCUACAUCUAAUGAGAAGAUAUUGGAUAUGUGCUGAAUUUUUCUUGUUCUA
This is a messenger RNA of Rosa rugosa (rugosa rose), 1058 nucleotides long. Its product is annotated as phosphopantothenoylcysteine decarboxylase-like. The coding region runs from base 209 to 859 and encodes 216 amino acids. Gene Ontology annotation, biological process: coenzyme A biosynthetic process. The record is from RefSeq and is a predicted model, not a curated record. NCBI's taxonomy places the organism in Eukaryota, Viridiplantae, Streptophyta, Magnoliopsida, Rosales, Rosaceae. The transcript has 3 exons. Gene Ontology annotation, cellular component: phosphopantothenoylcysteine decarboxylase complex. Gene Ontology annotation, molecular function: FMN binding; phosphopantothenoylcysteine decarboxylase activity.